AUGGAACGGAGCGUACCCGAAUAUUCGCAGUCAGGUUUGCCUUCGCCCUAUCCAAGCACCUACGGCGACACUCAGUCUGAAGCUUCCGCAGAUCACACGUCUGCUGCGCACUACUCUAGCACCCAGGAAGCGAGGGGGAACAGCUAUCCUACGUCUGCAACGCCGACCUCAGAGUACGGAGCCUAUCCGCAAUCUGCAAGGUCGACGAGUUCUUUUCCAGAACAUACUCUUCGUCAGUACCAUCCAGCGAGCAACCAUAGCGGCAGCAGCGGAGGUAUGGCGCAAACACCAACAAGUCCGUCCAUGCCUAUGCAAGAUGGGCGCAACCAUCAGUCCCAGCAAGUCAAAUCUGACACCGAUGUACCCAUAGAUCCUUCAAUCGCGGCACCUAGCCCUACGUACGCGCCUCCUAACCAAUACUCGCCCUACGCGCCGCCUCCUCCAGACAUGUCGCAUAACUACCCGCAGAGCGCCGGCAGUCUGUAUGCGCAGCCCCGACCUGAUUGGGCAAACUAUGGGCACCCAGGUGCCCCUGGGCAGAUGCCGCAUCCCCAUUCAGUCUACCCUCACACGCAAUCCGCAGCCGCCCCGGGGCGACCAGCUCAGUAUGGUGCGCAACAGGUCUACUCCUUCGUCCCGAUUCCUGGAGCUCAGCAGCACAAACGACCUCGGAGACGAUAUGAAGAAAUCGAGCGUAUGUACAAGUGUGGAUGGAAUGGCUGCGAAAAGGCAUACGGUACGCUUAAUCAUUUGAAUGCGCACGUAACAAUGCAGAGUCAUGGACAGAAGCGAACUCCCGAAGAAUUUAAGGAGAUCCGAAAAGAAUGGAAGGCUCGCAAGAAGGAGGAGGAGCAGCAGCGCAAGGCGGCGGAAGAGGCCGAGCGCCAACGUCACGCUGCCGCCGCCGCCGCAGCUCAGAAUGGCGGAGGAGACCCGCAAGCCGGUGAUUCAGGACAGGCACCGUCGUCGUAUACCACUAGUCGACAGGUACAACUGCCACCUAUCGGCUACCAGCCGACCCAAUAUCCUGCACCCCCGUCGGCGACAGUACCGCAGCAGCAGAUUCCCGAGUAUAGCCCUACGAACCACAUGUACUCCGGGUAUCAACAGCCGGCAUCCCCAUACGGACCUCAAAACCAGAAUCUCUAUGGUAGCCAGCGAGAAUAG
Molecule: messenger RNA, 1167 nt
Organism: Annulohypoxylon truncatum
Lineage: Eukaryota; Fungi; Ascomycota; Sordariomycetes; Xylariales; Hypoxylaceae
Exons: 3
Coding region: 1-1167 (388 amino acids)
Biological process (GO): regulation of DNA-templated transcription
Source: RefSeq, a predicted model, not a curated record